AUGGCACCUCAGGCUUUAUCAGCUCUAAAUAUGGCAUCAAAAUGCCUAACAAAGGCAUCCAAGCCUCUUUUCAAUAAAGGCGAGAGUGACUCGAAGAAAAUUAACGCCUCCAAAAACUUCAGUUCAUACACCCAACCGAAAAGAUCAUAUUAUGAUAUGUACAACCAACCACCGCAAUAUGACUAUGACUCCGUUCCAGAAUCAGGCUAUAUCUUUGACAAUCUCCAUGUUAGCAAUAACGGAUGCGGUAAUAUUAUUGAAGGCGAGAUGACAUAUAUAAAUAAUGCUGAAGACGACACAUAUUCAAUUCCGGAUACGCCGUUUAUUCCUACAGUCUAUACUGAUGAUGCAGUUAGCGGUCAGGGCCAUCGUGCACUAUGA
Molecule: messenger RNA, 381 nt
Organism: Brettanomyces bruxellensis
Lineage: Eukaryota; Fungi; Ascomycota; Pichiomycetes; Pichiales; Pichiaceae
Exons: 1
Coding region: 1-381 (126 amino acids)
Source: RefSeq, a predicted model, not a curated record